[Torrubiella] hemipterigena is the source of this 3198-nucleotide messenger RNA. The record is from the annotation of a GenBank genome assembly. Lineage: Eukaryota; Fungi; Ascomycota; Sordariomycetes; Hypocreales; Clavicipitaceae.
CCACCUUUUCUGCUGUGCGACGGCGAGCGCCAACGUAACGCUGGCUGUGGUCCACUCCAGCAGCGACGUCAAUGCUCCUGAAGCUCACGUCAACCCGCCGCCUCCCAAUAAACGACGACAACACAUCUGCACCGAUCGCUGCGCCGCAUCUAUUGGCCGCACUCAGCUUCGACCCUUCUAGUUUGCCAGCUGAGGACAAAGAUGAUACGCGAUUUAUAAUGACUACACAACCGGCCGCUUUCCCUCGAAACCAGGGCCCAACGCGGCGCUCGUCGAUAACCUCCAGGCUGUCCUUUGCGGCGUCGCAUGCCUCGCAGGACGGUGAGAUAUUUGAUGCGCCUGUUGCAGAUGUCCUAAUUCGAGACGAAAUCGCAGAAAUUAAGAGAUAUGAGGUGAGUGACUGUCGUUAAACCCCGUGGAGGUGGACAUUCGCUAAUUCGACAACCAGGAUUUCACUACAAUAGAUUGGGUACAAGAUUCUGCGCGCGAACAAGCACGACGAAAGGCACGACGAAAGCGAACGGCUGGGCUCUACUCCCGCGGACAGACUACUUGGCAACACCGAGUGCGUGAAUCCUAUGAUGCUGCUCAAGGCUGGAUUGUUGUUACCAUCAUUGGUGUUGCCAUUGGAAUAAAUGCGGCGUUCCUCAAUAUCGUUACCGAAUGGCUUUCGGACAUCAAGACGGGCCACUGCAAAACAGCAUUCUAUUUGAACGAAAAGUUCUGUUGCUGGGGAGAGGACAAUGGUUGCCCCGACUGGGAGCAUUGGACUGGCUUUAGCCUUAUGAAUUACGUAUUGUACAUCAUUUUUGCGACUAUGUUUGCAUUCACCGCUGCCAUUCUUGUACGAGCAUAUGCACCAUACGCUGCUGGUUCAGGUAUCUCUGAAAUCAAGUGCAUUGUUGCUGGAUUUGUCAUGAAAGGUUUUCUUGGAUUCUGGACCCUCGUCAUCAAGUCCGUCUGCUUGCCCCUGGCCAUUGCUUCUGGACUGUCUGUCGGAAAAGAAGGACCUAGUGUUCAUUACGCUGUUUGCACUGGCAAUGUCAUUUCACGACUCUUUGCCAAGUACAGAAACAAUGCAUCCAAGACGCGUGAGAUUCUGAGCGCUUGUGCCGCUGCUGGCGUUGCCGUCGCCUUUGGUAGCCCUAUUGGAGGCGUUUUGUUCUCGCUAGAAGAAAUUUCGAGUCACUUCCCUCUCAAAACCAUGUGGCGAAGCUACUUCUGUGCGCUCGUCGCCACAGCUGUGCUCGCUGCUAUGAACCCUUUCCGUACGGAACAACUUGUCAUGUUCCAGGUCAGAUAUGACCGAGACUGGCACUUUUUUGAAAUCUUCUUCUAUAUCAUCAUCGGAAUAUUCGGAGGAUUAUACGGCGCCUUUAUGAUGAAGUGGAAUCUUCGCGCCCAGGCGUUCCGAAAGAAGUAUCUCAGCCAAUAUGCAAUCCUCGAGGCGACGCUUUUGGCUGCGGGCACUGCUGUACUAUGCUACCCAAACGUGUUUUUGAGAAUUGACAUGACAGAAAGCAUGGAGAUUCUUUUCUUGGAAUGCGAAGGAGCAGAAGACUAUCAGGGACUCUGUGAAGCGGAUAAACGCUUCAGCAACAUCGUUUCGCUGCUCAUUGCCACUGUCCUGAGAAUGUUUCUCGUCAUCAUUUCGUACGGCUGCAAGGUUCCUGCAGGUAUCUUUGUUCCUUCCAUGGCCAUCGGCGCAUCAUUGGGUCGCUCGGUUGGCAUCAUCGUCCAGGCUAUUCACGAAGCAAACCCGACUAGCUUCUUCUUUGCGGCCUGCAAACCUGAUGAGCCAUGCAUCACGCCAGGUACAUAUGCUUUUUUGGGUGCCGCGGCAGCUCUUAGUGGUAUCAUGCAUAUUACCGUCUCGGUUGUGGUGAUUAUGUUUGAACUUACUGGUGCUUUGACCUAUAUUCUUCCUACCAUGAUUGUCGUUGGAGUCACCAAGGCUGUCGGCGAGCUAUUUGGCAAAGGCGGUAUUGCCGACCGUAUGAUUUGGUUUAACGGCUUUCCAUUUCUUGACAACAAAGAGGAGCAUAAUUUUGGCGUGCCCGUAUCGCAGGUUAUGAGAACUUCCAUCGUCUCUCUGCCAAUUAAUGGGUUGACGCUACAAGAAGUCGAGGAACUGCUUGACGAAGACAAUUACCAGGGAUUUCCCAUUGUUACCGAUGUUCAGACAAAGACACUCGUUGGAUAUAUUGGGCGAACGGAGCUGAAAUAUGCCAUUGAGCGUGUGCGCAGAGAGCGUGCCAUCAGUCCGGCAGCGAAAUGCGUCUUCGCACCACCACCUACAGCCAACUCCGUCACGCCUAUCACACCAACUGUAACAAUCAGUGUUGAUUCAUCGUCCUCCACCCUUCUCGACUUUAGCCGAUAUAUUGACGCAACUCCAGUGACUGCCCAUCCCCGCCUACCGUUGGAGACAGUCAUGGAACUCUUCAGAAAGAUUGGCCCUCGCGUUAUUCUCAUUGAAUACCACGGUAAACUGACUGGUCUCGUAACAGUCAAAGACUGCCUACGUUAUCAGUUCAAAGUAGAAAAGACCGACACUCCAAGAGAGAAUCAACGUGUUGUCGACAGCCAGGAGCAAUUAUGGUCUAUCUUCCGGAGAGCAGGCUUCUGGGUGUCAGACCAAGUCAUGACUGCAUCGGGAGGCCGAAUUCGUCUUAGUAGUCAGUUUGAAAAUGAUAGUUUCCGUGCGAGGAACGCAAAUAUUAUGGACGGAGAUGAGGAUGUUGGUGAUGAAGGACUGGAGUUGGACACCCGCCGCGAAUAGAUGUGUUAAUAUUCAUGUAUGCUUGUGCUAAUCAAAUUUUUGUAUAUUAGGCAGGUCUUGUUGGCAGUUUAAUUAUGAUGACUACAUUAAAGCUCAGCCUCAUUGCUAAGAUCAACCAAGUCCUCAUCUUCCUCUUCGGCAUCACCACCAUCGGCAUCGGCGUCAACAUCAUCUGUAGGAAUAGUGCCAUAUGAAGCUUCAUUCGCGGGGGCUUCUUCACCAUCAUUCUUUCGGCCGGCAAUUACGUUGCCAACAAUAAGUAACGACGCACCAGCCCACCACAGAGAAGGUAACUUUUCCGAAAAGAUGAGCAUUCCCAGCAUGGCGGUAAUGAUAAAGUUGGUUGAUGUAUUGAUGAUGGAAACCUGGGUGGCGGAGGUACCUCGUGCGAGAGCGGUUGUAAAGAGUGUCCACAU